Molecule: messenger RNA, 3602 nt
Organism: Balearica regulorum gibbericeps (East African grey crowned-crane)
Lineage: Eukaryota; Metazoa; Chordata; Aves; Gruiformes; Gruidae
Source: RefSeq, a predicted model, not a curated record
AUGGCCACCGGCAAGAUCCAUCGGUCCAUGGGGUCCUCCAAAAUGGCUGAUGGAUUCCAGAGCAAAGUGGUAACCCCUCAUAACCCGAAGCUAGUCCGAGAGGCGGAGGAGUGUGUAACUGUGACUCCCUCUGCCUUCCUGAAGGAGAUGUCUCUUACCACUGAGCAGAGGCUGGCCAACACUCGGGAGAUGAGGCGGCCCCGGAUUAUCCAGCUUCUAGACAUGAGUGAAAGCUCCUGUCACAAGUUCUCAGCAGUUGACCUGGAACAGAGCUUGUUUCAGCCUUUCCCAUCAGAGGUGAUAUUUCAGAGCUACGUCCCCUGCGAGGUCUACGAAGUGCCGCUGGUUCUGAGGAACAACGACAAGGUUCCUCGGCUGGUGAAGGUCACCUUGGAGAACUCACCUUAUUUCAAGUUGAUCAGCCUCAAUGCUGUGUGCCGUAAGGUAGCACCUGGCAUGCUUUCAACUUACCGCAUCCUCUUCACCCCCAAUGAGAACAAGGAUUACUUCCACCAGCUCACCUGCAUCACAGAAAGGGAAAAGUUUAUUGUGCCAAUCCGAGCUAUCGGUGCCCGAGCUAUCCUGGACUUCCCUGACCAGGUCAACUUCUCCGUCUGUCCAGUCAAAUACAGCACCCAGAAGACUCUGCUGGUUCGCAACAUCGGUAAUCGGGAGGCCCGCUACUGCAUCAGCACUCAAAGCCCCUUCUCCGUCCAUCCCUCUGUGGGGACGCUUGGGAUCGGUGACACCAUGCAAGUAACAGUGGAGUUCCACCCGCUGAAGACUGGGGAUCAUUCCAGAUCCCUGAUAGUUCACUAUGACACAGGUGAAGAUAUUCACACAGGCCUCUAUGGAGCAGCUGUAGAUGUCAACAUCAGGCUAGACAAGAACUCCGUGACAGUUGAGAAGACUUACCUCACGUUCUCAAACCACAGAUCCGUGGUCAUCCACAAUCGGAGUGAAAUCAUAGCCCACUUCCAGUGGAAGGCUUUUGUUACUCAGGAAGAGGAGGAUCAGUGGAAGCUGAGGCUGUGUCGCAGGCUCCAGAGGCAGCAGGAGGACAAGACAGAUUUUCUCAAGGAGUGCACGGUGGACCCCACUAUCCGAGAACGCCUUUCCCUUCUCUCCCGCUCCUUCCAGAACCAGGUAGCAAGGGUGCAAGGAGACUCCAUGCUGUUCUCCGAUGAGAUCUUCAGCGUUGAGCCAGUGGAGGGAGACGUUUGGCCAAAUUCUUCGGUUGAAAUUAAUGUGAUCUUUAAACCUCGAGAAGCCAGAGUCUAUCAACAAACUGUCUACUGCGACAUCUCAGGCCGUGAGACCAGGCUGCCCCUGCGCAUCAAAGGGGAAGGCAUAGGGCCCCGGCUCCGCUUCAGCUUUGACCAGCUGGACAUGGGGAAGGUUUUUGUUGGAUCAGCGCACAGCUAUGAGGCGAUCCUGUUUAACAAAGGAGCCAUCGAUGCUCUCUUCAACUUGGUCCCUCCAGCUACAGCUCUGGGCUCCUGCUUCACCUUUCUCCCUCAGGAGGGCAGGAUUUUGCCAGACGAGCUCCAAGUCAUCCGGAUCUCCUUCAGUUCCACCAUCCUGGGGCAGUUCACGGAAGAGUUCAGGUUCAGUGUGGAUGGAUCCCCUGAGCCUGUGACCUUGACUAUCAGGGGCUGCGUCAUCGGACCGACUUUCCAUUUCAACGUACCUUCCCUCCGCUUCGGUGACGUCUCCUUUGGCUUUCCUCGCACCUUGUCGUGUCGCCUCACUAACACCUCCUUGGUGCCCAUGACUUUCAACCUCCGCAUUCCUGGGGACGGCUCGGGAGAGCCCAGCGUUACCAGCUUUGUUCAGCUGUCCGACAACGCUCACCCAUCCCGGAGAAAGGGAGCUCAAGGUCCCGUCAAGCCGACCGAAUUUACCAUAGUGCCCUGCAGAGGGACCAUCCGUUCCCAGGGAUUCCUGGAUAUCCAGGUCACCCUGUGUUCCAACACCGUGAAGAAAUACGAGCUGGCGUUGGUGGUGGACGUGGAUGGUGUUGGCGAGGAGGUGCUGGCCCUGCUCCUCACGGCCAGAUGCGUGGUUCCGCUGCUGCAAGUCCUCAACCCCGUCAUGACGUUUGGACGGUGCUUUCUAAAAUACCCCUAUCAGCAGAUGCUGACCCUUGUGAACGACAGCGAUCUUCCAGGCUGCUACGAGGUUCUUCCUCAGGAGGAGGAGGAUGCUGUGUGGUACUCCAGCCCCAUGCCACAUGGGAUCAUCCAGCCUCGCAGCUCGGUCGAGGUCCCGUUUACGCUGGAAGCCCAGGUGGUGGGAGAGCACGACACUGUUGCUCACGUCACGACGUUUGGGAGCAGAGGAUCCCCGCUGGAAAUCCAUUUAGUGAGCGUCGGAGAAGGACCGGUUGUCUACGUGCAUCCGAGUAAGAUAAAUUUCGGCAGUAUCCAAGUUCUAGAAGAUGCUUCCCGAGCUCUCUACCUCUCCAAUCAAACUGUCAUCCCUGCGUUCUUCUGGGCAGAUAUGGCUGGCGAACGCUCGCGCUGGAGGAUUGAACCCAGUAAAGGAGUGAUCCCCCCUGAGACCGAGGUGUCCGUGACCGUCAUAGCAAACUUGGAUGACACUGAAAAAUUCACGGACGAGGUGAAUCUGUUCAUAGAGAACAGCCGUACCUACAUCAUCCCUGUCCGGGCUUUCGGCAUCGGCACCACGAUCGUCACCGACAGACCCUUUGCUCCGGAGCUCAACUUGGGGCCCCACUUCAGCCUGGAUCCCUGUUGUUACCGCUUCAAGAUAACGAACAAAGGACGACGCACCCACCUGCUCUAUUGGACGACGGAAGGUUUCGCCCCGUUUCGCCAGCGUGAUCGUCUCCCUGCCAUCGGUAACACCAAGGGCAAAGAUUCCUCCCAGAGCCCCAAACCUGCCUGUCCCGUGUUUAAGCUUCAACCGCUGAGGAUGGAGCUGACGCCGGGCAAGACUAUGGAGAUGAUGCUGGAAGGCUCCUCCAGCACUCCCCAGGUAGUGAAGGAGCGGCUGCUGUGCCACGCCAUCGUGGGGAGCAAGGCAGGGAAGGCACAGAUAAUGCGAGUGGACGUCACGUGCGAGUUCGUUGCUCCUGUCCUGCAAAUGUCCUCCAGAGAAAUCACUUUCCGGGUGGAGAAGCAACCCAGUGAUGUCCUAACUCUUCAGUACAAGCCUCUCUCUUUAAAAAACAUCUCCUCCCUGCCGCUCAGCAUUGUCCUGGCCUUAGAGCAACCCUUCCUAAUCUGCGAUGCAGACCGGCAGCCCCUGCCUGCAGACGUUCAGCCCAUGAAGCUGGAGACGGGGGAGGAACUUCAUCUCUCCAUCAGAUUUAACCCUGCUUAUGAAGAGGAUUUAAAUAUCUGGGUAGCAGAGAAGGCUCUGAAGAUACAGUUUCUUGAGCACCCUCAUGAGGAGCAGGUCACCGUUCGGGGAGAAGUCUACUUCCCGAAUCUCCAUAUCCAGACCACGGCCUUGGACUUUGGCUGCAUCUUGAAUGACACCGAAGAUGUGCGUUACGUCGAGAUGACCAACUGUAGCCCGCUGCUUGUCCAGUACCACUGGUUGUUCCUGACGGACGGCCACGCGAGCCAGAUGAG